AUUCUCAGACCGUCCACUAUGAAUAAAUUCUGACUUUUUUCCCAUCAUCACUCUUGAUUCUAACUAUGAAUUAUGACUAAUACUCUUUAGCCUCUUUUUAGUUCUUCUUGCUUUCACUCUCUUUUGGAUCAAGUUUAGUACAGAUUUUCCAUUUUCCCUCCAGUGUCCAAGGCCUUAUCUUGAGAUGGCCUUCUACUUUGUCAUCCAACUACUACUCAUGUCUAUAAAUCCAUUUAUGCAAAGAAAGAAACCCAAUACUUUUAGCCCUUUUUAAGGCGUGCCUCUUGACCAAUUAUUGCUUCCAAAAACCAUAAAUGUGAAAUUUUGAUCCUUUAGUACUUGUGUUUCACUCUCAGCCUCCUUAGAUACUAAUUAUCAAACUUUUUUUUUCCUGGUUACAAAUGGUUUCACAAGACUCUCCCCCACAUCCAGACACAAAUAAUAUUCUACACCAAUUCCUUAUCUCAGACUCAAUCACCACCCAAAACCAAUUUGAGAACCAACACUUUGAUGCUUAUGGGUCCUCCACCAACUUCAGAGGCAGCAACAAUAUCACAUUCUCUCCUUGCCCUUCUCAGCUUGGUGUCUUACCAAGCAUUCAGUCUUUGGGUGAAAGAAUGUCUAGAUCAAUAGACCUUGUCCAAGCUCCAACGAGAGUGUCGUCGGAAUCCGAGAUCAGCCACACCAGGCGUUUGAUGGACCUUUUAGGAGCAGCAGCAGCAGCAAACGACACCAACCACCAAGCCCAGAGGCUCUCCUUGUCUCUCGGCUCUCAGAUGCUCGUUCCUCAUGUCCAAUAUAGACAAAGGUCCUUGAACUCAGAUCUCAUGAGCCAAAAUUACUUGCUUUCCGGAGAUCAAGAACCUAGAGAAGAAGCUUGUAGUAAUCCUGGCGUGGAAAAUGUAGUAAACGACGAGUACCCUUUUCCUGGAAGCUCGCUAGCUUCGUCCUCGGCCUCGUUGAAUCGACAUUGUUCAACGUUGUAUGGAGCGGCAUCUCUGUCCAAUGCCGUUGGGCAAUCGAGAUAUCUAAAACCAACUCAGUCCCUCUUGGAAGAGAUCGUCAACAUUGGUGGGAAAGCAGUUGACUUAAGCAAUGAGAAAUAUGUCAGCAAGCUGUUCCGCGGAAGCAGAAGAGGCUCUCUAAUCCUUUCUUCCGAACUAAAAGCCGAAUUCUGCAGCAGUGGAGCCAUGUCUGCCGAGAAACAAGAGUGUCAAAUCAAAAUCGCAAAGCUCAUCUCUUUAUUGGAAGAGGUGGAGAGCAGAUACGAGAAGUAUUACCAUCAAAUGGAAGAAGUAAUGACGGCGUUUGAGAUAAUAGCAGGACAAGGGUCAGCCAAGUCUUACACGGCUUUGGCUCUUCAAGCCAUGUCGAGACACUUUUGCAGCUUAAGGGACGCCAUUGUUUCGCGGAUAAAUAUCGAGAAGCGAAAGCUGUUUCAAGACUUGCCCAAGAUCAGCGCUGGUCUGUCGCAGCUCAGCCUGUUCGACAGAGAGUCGAGAAAUGACAGCAACUAUAACAACCGAAUCACUCUUCAACAGCUUGGGAUGAUGCAAAGUCAACGCCAAGCUUGGAGACCAAUCAGAGGAUUGCCUGAGACCUCCGUCACAAUCCUUCGCGCUUGGCUCUUUGAACACUUCCUUCACCCUUAUCCGAAUGACUCGGAGAAGCUAAUGUUGGCAUCACAAACUGGACUCACCAAGAACCAAGUUUCAAAUUGGUUCAUAAAUGCCCGGGUGAGACUUUGGAAGCCAAUGAUUGAAGAGAUGUACAAAGAAGAGUUUGGAGAUUCUUCAGAAGAAUCAAAUCCAUUGGGUGGUGGUUCCAUGACAAGGGAAGGUGUCACGGACCAGGAAGAGGACUGAAGAGAAUAUUUAGAGGGACAAAGCAAGGCAAGGCAUUUGUAUGGGUGGUAGUGAUUAACUAAAUCCGCUUGAUGUGGGCUUCUUGUUAAAAUUUUAUGUAGCAAG
This is a messenger RNA of Morus notabilis, 1970 nucleotides long. RefSeq names its product BEL1-like homeodomain protein 11. The record is from RefSeq and is a predicted model, not a curated record. Gene Ontology annotation, biological process: regulation of transcription by RNA polymerase II. Lineage: Eukaryota; Viridiplantae; Streptophyta; Magnoliopsida; Rosales; Moraceae. Gene Ontology annotation, molecular function: RNA polymerase II cis-regulatory region sequence-specific DNA binding; DNA-binding transcription factor activity, RNA polymerase II-specific. The coding region runs from base 402 to 1865 and encodes 487 amino acids. The transcript has 4 exons.